AUGAUGAUGAUGAUGCGCCGUGUGAUGUGUGUGUUGGCCGUUGUGCUGUGCUGUGCCUGCGGGUAUACCAUGGCGGCGGCUGCUGCUGUUGAUAAUGACAGUCCCAGUGGCCGUGGUGUAUCCCGUGGGGCUGUGGAGGUGUCGUGCGGGGCCGGCGGUGCGCUGCGUGUACGCCCCGCUGCUGAGAGCGAGUGGCUUACAUGCGGUGCGGGCAGCCGUGUGUCUGCAUGUGGGAAGUACGCAGACCUCUGCCGCCAGCGUACCACAAGAACAGCAACAACCACAACAACUAUUGCAACUACUACUAUUACUGCUGGACAACCGAAGGCGGUGAUGGCGGUUCAUGGUGGUAUAACGGAAUGGGAUUAUUUUCUUAGAACAGCAAUCUAUGAUAAGGAGUGUCCCGGUAAACCAAAAGGAGAAAAAAGUAAUGGAAUGGACUGUGGUGACUGGAAUGAGUAUAAGAAGAGUGAAGGAGUGGCGGCUCGUCCUCCUGAUUCGAGAAUGGCAAAACCACUUGAACAAAAGCCGAGUGCCUCUCAUGAACGUGCGGGAGAACUGGAUCAAGAACAAUUGGAAAGUCCUCUUGAAGAAGGUUCUCCACGUGCGACCACAUUACAAAUCACGUCAGCGGACCCCGAUACUGAACAUCAACCAGCGAAGAGCAAACCAGCAGUAACACAACCCAAUAAACCUGAGAGUGGUGAAGCAGAAGCUGGAAUGAAUGCAGAAAGUACGUCGAGAACAGAAAGAGGAACAAGUUCUUCUACAGAAGGUAAUCAAGGAAAAACGAGCAACCCAACUGAUAACAGUGCAACCAGUGCUGGUAAUCCUAACCAGCAAGUAUCUCCUGCAACUGUUAAUGCUACUGCCCCAUCAGAGUCACAAGAAACCAAUUCCACUACUCCGCCGAGCCCUGAGAACACUAUCACAGAAGCACCAACCACCACUCCAUCUCCUGUUCCUGUUCCCAAUUCAGAUAUCAACACCAUCGCUUCCACUGUGAAGAACAGACCCAAUGUUGACAGCAGUCUCGCUUCUGUGUGGAUGCGUACUGCAGCACCGCUACUGAUUGUGGCUGUAUUCUUCUCCUUUACCGUGUACUGA
Molecule: messenger RNA, 1107 nt
Organism: Trypanosoma theileri
Lineage: Eukaryota; Euglenozoa; Kinetoplastea; Trypanosomatida; Trypanosomatidae
Exons: 1
Coding region: 1-1107 (368 amino acids)
Source: RefSeq, a predicted model, not a curated record